GUGAGGCUUAGUAGAGGAUUCGUCCGAACUAACAUUGUAUUCCUCCGUGAGGCUAGCUGUAACGACGUCGUGUAAAUGACAACAACGAGUAUAAAGCAAGUAGAAAGAACGGCUGAUUAUCACGAAGAAAAUUAAAAUCAAGCCUUAUAAUUCAUACUUAUACUAAACAUUCUACAUCAACACCUUUAUACAAAACCCUGAUACAAUCGAAGAACAGAAAUGCUCUCACGUGUACUUCUUUCCUCUUUGCUGGCCUCUGGGGCCAUGGCCCAAGCCCAACAAGCAGCCAACUUCAACAUCACGGCCGACAUGGCUGCGCAGGCCCAUUGUGGCCAGAAAUGCCAGGACCUACUUCUACAGACCCAAGCCAUCGACAUUGCCACUGUUGGUCAAGAUUUCGACUUUGACUUUUAUGCCACAUCAAGCAACUUUACAUCGUCAUCCAAGCCUGGCGAUCUUCUCAAGAUGCAGGCCGUGGACCCCAACACGAGAGACAUCAAAGCUGGUACGACGGUAUACCGCAUACAGUAUGCAUCCAAGCGAUUUGAUGGCUCCACUAGUGUUUCCACGGGCUAUGUUGCCAUCCCAUUCAAUGCGGCACUGACAGAUCCAUCCAACGGUGCUGGGGGUACUUUCAAGGUGGCGGCCAUCGCACCAGGCACGAUUGGCAUCUAUCGCGGCUGUGCACCGUCCAACGGGCCCAACUUUUUCGACUAUGACACCUGGAAGCCGUUGGUCGAACGGGGCUACAUGGUGGUCAGCACCGACUAUGCUGGUAUUGGUAACAACCACACCGGAUUCCAGUACGGUAGCUUUCCUGCCCAUGCCAACGACGUCUUUUAUGCGGUGCAAGCCGCGCGCAAGGCCUUUGGACAGGUCAUGAGCAAACAGUGGAUGAGCCUGGGCCACUCUCUUGGUGGCGCGGCUGCGUGGAAGCUGGCUGAGAGCGAGCAUGUCCGCCAUGAUGCCAACUAUCUUGGAACGGUUGCACUGGGCCCAACAACAUAUCUAGUAGAUAUGAUCCUGGACAGCAUUGAUCAACGAGAACUGGCCGGUCACAUUCCACUUGUCGCCACAACACUUGCCAACACGCUUCCAUCCUACCGUGAGACUAUUCUCUCCGAUGAGACUCGUCUGCGUAUGCAACUUGCAGAAAAGACACAGAUGUGUGCCGUGAGCAUGCUCAGCGUGACUCGUGAUAUGGAGAUCCCCGCCAUCUACAACCAUACUGGUCUGCAGGUAGACGGGCAAAUCAUGCGCAAAUGGCAAAACGAGUCCUCCCCUGCGCUCGGUGAUAUUUCUCCUGCCCCUAUCCUUGUUGUUCAUGGUCUGGCGGACACUACAGUGGUGCCCGACAUUGUUGAAAAGGCUUGGAAGCGAUCCUGCGACGCUGGCAACAAGGUGCAGCUGUCCCUGUAUCGCCUAAUGGACCAUACGCCCGUUGUAUCGGCCGCCGGUGCCGAGUGGAUUGGCUUCAUGGACAAGCAGUUCGCCAAGAAGAAGCGAAACUCCAGCCAUUCCGAUCGUCAGCGCUGCACCAAGGUUGUACGUGAGCCGUUUGACGAAAAGUUUGUCAAGGCGCCCAAGGAAUUUAGUCUUUGAGGCGUUGGUGUACCCUCUGUCGUCGAUGGUGACGGGUCCUGUCUAGCAUUAAUGUCCUUUGAUCGCGUGCCGUUGCAUACAGUAUAAUACUUAAUAAUUAAUAGAUUUCUCUUUCCGCUAAGCAAGUUCCACAUGUCCUUAGCAUUGUCAUAAAUUUCAACCAAGUAACUUACAAAAUAACCCUGUCUGGCAUAUACAGUAGUCCCCGCACUGUCAGUACAACGGUCCCCUAUUCUUCUCCAACUGUCAAAUCGGCGGUGCAACGCUGCACAGCACAGACAAUGGACUCGAGGGGAAAGGAUGGACAAACUUUAAAAUUGGGACCAGCGCGGUAAGCAGCCACCACGACAGCUUGGGAAUAGCAAGUCGCGUCACGCCUGCAGCACAGAGUCACACUGUUAUGGUUUGCAAAUUAGCUUUCGCUUCCGCCACCGACUCAUAGCGUUCAUGCUGGAUUAUGCCAGUUCCACGCACUUUGUAGGCGGCAGGGGGCCUAAAUAUGCUCUCUUGCAUUACUAGCGGAAAGUAGGCCAAGCAGUGGACUCCUCCUCCUCUUCGGGGGAGGCGCUGCUUCGGAGAGAUAGCAUCUCUGGGCACAAGCCAGCACUCGGCAAUGGAACUGCCAAGACAUGGGGGCAAUAACAAGAGGCCUUUUGUGUCAGCAUCCAUCC
[Torrubiella] hemipterigena is the source of this 2273-nucleotide messenger RNA. The record is from the annotation of a GenBank genome assembly. NCBI's taxonomy places the organism in Eukaryota, Fungi, Ascomycota, Sordariomycetes, Hypocreales, Clavicipitaceae.